AUGGACACUGGCGGUCUUGCUCCAAUGGCUUACAAUUCUUCCUUCAACAACGGCAAUUCCCUGGGAGUGCCGGGCUCUGGCUUCGCCACGCGCGGCAAGGGCUCUCACAUCAAGCGUUUGAGCGUGCCUCCCCAGGUUGCUACCAUCGACGAGUCCCAGGCCACGGCCUCUGUUUCUACCCCGCGUACCAGUCGCUCUCAUCUUUUGGCUGGACUGCGCACUGCUCCUAAAUCUGCGACCAUCCCCUCCGAGCAUCAGCAGCGGAGUGGAAUGGAAGGUGCACGAUUCUCUGGUUAUUCCACCCGCGACCGGGUUCCUCAGACUGCGACAGGAACUGGAUUCCCGCAGCAGUCUUACACGACACAGAAUACGAACUCCAACUCGCACCGUCACAACUCCCAGCACAACCGCAUGAUGUACACUAUGCCGGAGCAGGUGCUUGCGCCUCCGAUGCUCGAAAUGGCUGGCAGCGAUAUUCCCAUGGAUGAGAACAUGUACGCGGAAUUGAUGUCAACCAACUUGUUUCUUGCUGCGCAGCAGCAACGUCUGCAGCAACAGUUGAUCAGUGUCACUGCUGCAGCCCAACAAUUCCAAGGUCUCAACAUUGGAAUGUCUCUUCCCCAGCAGCAACAGGUCCCUUCGCUCGCCAUUCCCGGUAUGGGAUUCUAUCAGCAACAGCUUCAGCAAGGUGUCCAGCCCAUUGUGCAGCCGGUUCCUGGUCAACCCGGAAUGUUCUGUGUCUACAAUCCUCUGACUGGCCAACAAAGCUACAUAAUGGACAAUAACUCCCAGGAAGAUCGUCAGCAACGCUAUUACCAGGACACUCAAUCCUAUACUGGUCAGCAGGUUCCCCAGUUCCGCGCCGAGAUCUCUCCUCCUGCCGAGUCCGCGAACGCUACUAUGCAAUUCCCGCAGCCGAUCUCCCCCCCGGUUGGCAGCCCCUCUCCGCCGUACGACUCUGUGAACGCUCUUCGCCGGGGCCACCGCAAGAAUCCUUCGUUCAGCCCAGCCAUCAGGACAAACAUCGAUACUACUAAGGCCAACGUGGGACCUGGCCCUAGAUCUGCUGCCUUGCCGCCGACACCGGCCACUGGAACAUUUGGACCCGGUCAAAGUCGUGCUGGUGAGCAUCCGAUGCGUCAGCCCCGUGGACCACCUUCGCUCGAAGACCUUUUGUCCAAGCCCACCUCCAAGCAUGAAGGCAGUAAGAACUUUGCGACUCGUCAGCGACGUCGCGCUGUUCACAGCCUUGUUCGUGCCGGCAUCGAGCGUCGUGGCGACACUCGCAGUUUCGGAUAUCAUAGCAGCGGCGGCACAAAUACCCCUGCCAGUGAGAAGGAGUUCACCUUCUCUGAUGGCGAUGAUGCUACUGUGCGCAGCGGUGGAACUCUCUCGAGCAAGCCUAGCCUAGGCAGUCUGCGAGCGGUUGCUAAUGGCGCUAUCGGGUCUGAGAGAAAAGAAAAAUCUGGCCGGGAUCGCAGGUCCCCUGACAGCCCCUAUCACAGUGCCACACCGACCAGUGAGGACGGUGGGUACUUUGGUUCGAGGUUCGUCGAUGCUCGCGGGGACUACAUUACCUCGCCUAGCAACAGUGGCACUUCGUCCCCCUCGGUGGCGGCUGUCGUUGCUGGCCAGGGACCGGUAGCUCAGGCACCUGAAAGGCGCAAGACGCCGAUGUUGGUGCUGUCCAGUGCCGAAAAACGGAAGACUCCCUUCAUGUAA
This is a messenger RNA of Penicillium bovifimosum, 1722 nucleotides long. RefSeq lists its product as uncharacterized. Lineage: Eukaryota; Fungi; Ascomycota; Eurotiomycetes; Eurotiales; Aspergillaceae. Bases 1 to 1722 code for a protein of 573 amino acids. The transcript has a single exon. The record is from RefSeq and is a predicted model, not a curated record.